Arabis nemorensis is the source of this 552-nucleotide messenger RNA. Lineage: Eukaryota; Viridiplantae; Streptophyta; Magnoliopsida; Brassicales; Brassicaceae. The record is from the annotation of a GenBank genome assembly.
AUGCCAUUUUCCGCCUCAAUCUCAUCGCCUUCUUCUUCUUCUCUCUCGCUUCUCUCAAUCCAAACUCGAUCGCCUCUCUCCUUCUUCACUCCCAAAACCCUAAUCUUCACCAGAACCACGAUCCCUCAUCUUCCUUCUUCUUCCCUUCUUGCUUCCCGUAGACCCCGCGAUUUCAUCAACGGGAAGGAUGAUUUCGUCGAUGAUACACGGAACUGGAACCGGAAGAUCAAACCGGAAUAUGGAUUUGUCGAGAAUGUUUUUAGAAAGAUUUCAAAGAGAGCAAGGAAAGCCGUCCGAUCGAUUUUACCUGUUUCGAUCUCUACCAAGCUCGUGGGUUUCUCAGUGAAUGGAGUACUUAUUCUUGCAUUUUUGUGGAUCUUGAAAGCAUUCCUUGAGGUAGCUUGCACGCUUGGAACUAUUGUAUUUACGAGCAUUCUACUUAUACGUGGACUUUGGGCCGGUGUAGCAUACGUACAAGAGAGCCGCAACAAUAGGAUCAAUGAACUCGCUGAUGAUCCGCGUGCAUGGAACGGGGUGCAACCAGCUUCUUGA